Pocillopora meandrina is the source of this 30574-nucleotide messenger RNA. The record is from the annotation of a GenBank genome assembly. NCBI's taxonomy places the organism in Eukaryota, Metazoa, Cnidaria, Anthozoa, Scleractinia, Pocilloporidae.
AUGGAUGCCAUUUUAGAUUGCGUUGAUGAAAUAGCAUUGGAUGGUCUGGACGGUAAGUAUUUCAGCUUAACUUCGUAAUUCAGCUCAGAUGCGAUGAAAAUCCUCCACAUGAUUCUGGGGUAGCACUGAAAGUACUUUUGGUUAUCCUGCCGAGAGAGUUCCUCCAUUUGGCGGUAAAUUUUAUACUGACCCUACAUGUUUUAUUUCGUUUAGCGUUUGCCUCGAUGUAUCUUUCUCGCCCUUAUGCAAUGUGUAGAGGACAGGUGAUUAACGUCAAUCAAUUUCUGUGCACGGGUUAAUUGUUCAACCGAAAAACAAGUUGUUUCCUACGUUACCUUUUGGAAAGAUAGUGGUUACCAUUCCAUAUGUAGCAUGCUUAUGUCUAGGAGAGGUCAGCACAAAGAAAGGUGCAAAGACAAGAAAGUUCCUUAUUAGUGAAUUAUGUUCUUACAGGUUGUCCUAUACAGGAGCUGUGGAAGCACCUAGAAAAAAGAAGACCAUCAUUUCCUUUACCACUUGAUGAAAAUACAAAGCAGUUCUUAUGGAAGGGAAUCACAAAAUUCCACGAUGUUGACUUUUUUGCCCUUCCAGAGCCUUUUCCUCACAUAUUUGGCAAUAGUCAUGAAGAGGGGAGUGAAGAUAAGGAUGCAAACCCUGAGCAAAAGAGCUCUCUUGAUCAGGUAUCAAAAUAUAUAAAAUUCUGCAUUGUUUCACGUCAUGGUAUAUAUCUGCAGCAGCACAGCUGGGCAGGAAUCGUGUUUGUUUUCACUUUUUUGAUCAGUGAAUAAAUAUUAAUGAAAAAGAUGUCUUUGCAGUACAUUUCACCUGCAGUAGUCAGCACUGAUUAGAAGCAAAAGCAAGUAAAAAGAUUUUAUUUGUCAUUCCUCAUGUAAGGCUGCAGUUGCUCAAUAGGACUGUGUUGCCAGACUGAAUCUUAGCCCUAUAACUUCCAUGAGUGACCAAGAAAGAAUUUUUCCUUCUGGUAACAAUAAAAUAUUGAGCAGAAAGUGAUGAGAAUAAAGAAAAAUAUCAACAAGCAGAUUAUUAGUUGGUCAAUUAGCAACUUCUCCAAGGUAACUUUACAAGAAUUGUUAGACAGACAGUAAGGAGAAUUACUAAUGAGAUCUUGGGAGUGAAAAGAUUAUGAUCUUAAUUGCACUAAUUACUUUUAUCUAGUUACCUUAGUUAUGUGACCAUGAAUAUCUUUUCAGUUUCCAGGGCCACUUAGAUACAGUUGUGAGUUUAAGCUCAUUUCGGACCAAGAAAGUGGAAUAAGAGGUUCCUGUCCAAGUUAUCAUGUGCGCAAGAAUAUAUCAGAGGAGAUAAGAGGUUCUUUGAAUAGAGAUUGUUUAGACUUAAAGACUGCUUACGAAAGGUAUGUCAUUACUGUUGGUGGAUUUUGCCAAAAAAUUCAUAAAAUGCUAUUUGAAAUUCUCUGUUUGAAUUUAGGCAAUGAUUAAUUUUACAAAAAGAAUGGACCUGAAAAGCUUUUUGAUCUUUACUAUAGAGUAAAAUAAAACUAUUCUUAAAUACUGAAAGCACUCCCUGCAUACUGAUAAGUUACUGUAACACUGUAAUUAAAAUCCAUUUACCAGUUGCCAUGUUCUAUUAAAAUUUUAUUUACAAGAGAAAGGGUAUUUGAACUUUACUCAUUUUCUAUAACAAACUUGCUUUACUAUAAAAUUUUUGUAAUGUCUCAACAAAAACACAUGAAAUCAUCCUGUUUAUUUCUUUCACAAAGAAGCUGUGGCUCAAGCUGUUUGGGUGGAUUUCGAUCAUUUCUGGAAAGAUUAGAAAUGCUGGUGGGAUGAAACUCAGUGUGAUUGUGUGGAUAUUUUUAUUUUUAAUGUUUGCAGGUGGGGAGACUGUCUUGUUAUGGUUGCCUCUCAGGAAGUGAGGGAAAAAGCCAUCCUUGGAUUGGAUUGUGAUCCAAAUGUUCCACUGUCAGACAUACAGUACUGUUUGUUGGAGCAUGUUGGACAAGCAAGAUAUAAUGGACGCAUGCAGAAAUACAUCAGCUCUAAUUUCUUUAAGGUUGAAUCAAGGACAACAUUUCAUCAUCUGAAAAUUUUGCGCAAAGCUCAUUUAGUAACUAUGCAGGUAAAGUAUAGUACACAGGCAUACAGUCUCAGUAGUCAAUUUUUUAUAACAAUGGCUGUACAUAUUAUACAUAUUUGUGAUAGAUCAGUAGACAACCUCUAGGCCAACUGUGAUUGGAAAAGGUUUUGAAAUUGAUAUAAGACUUAAAGUGGGGUUUCCCUUCUCAAAUAAAAAUUGAUGUAAUUCUUGUAAUUUUUCCACUGCAUGUUUUAUGCCAUUUUAUCAUAUUUGGUUAGUGAAACAUGCCAUUUAUGCUUCUCUUUAACACUGUAAAACAAGGCAAAAAUACCAACAGAAAAUGGCCAUAUUGGACAAUCCUAGUUAUUAGUUACUAAUAAAUCCACCUUUCUAAAGGUUAAGCAUGAAGCAGAGCCCUAGUCAAUCAUAUGGUUUGGAAGUAAAUAAAGUUUGGGAGUGCAAUAUUGUUGACAUCACCUUUUCUCACCCCUUAUCUGUGUUUUAUCAAUCUUGUGUUGGGGUUCUAAACAGUCUCUUGGGUGUAGUAGACUGAUGAAACACCUGUCUAGACAAUCAACUGUCAUUCCUCAUACUGAAAUCUAUCUUUUUGAUAGGUAUUACUGAUUCAUUAAUGAAAGCAACUUAUAUUUUUUUAUUGUAAAUUGUUGAGCUUGCAAUCUUAAUCUUAAUUUUUCUAGAAUGUUGUUGUUAGUACAACUGAUCCUGUGAAGAAUGUGAGUAAUGCCAUUACCAAUGUGGUGAGAUUAAAAAGAUUCCAUGUACAAGAGCACCACAAGUAUGAUGUGCUGGCAUCUAGACUGUGCAAGCUGUUAUUAGAUUCACCAAAUCAGGAAUUGCCGUUGAUUGAGAUUCAAGAACAUUUUGUAAGUAAAAUUGUUUUUUAUUCUGGAAGAUAGUAUGUUACUGUAAAAAACAGUUGAAAGGAAAUAGCCACUUGUUCAUGGAUUCUAAGCAUCCUAAGUCUCUGCAAUGGUCUUGAGUGAUUCAAGGUAAAUCAGGCUGUGAAUGUCACUGGGAUGAGGGAAAGAUGUUACAGUGUCAUUCUUCAGUUGUUAGCAAUCAACUAUUGCCAGGCUCCAUUUAUAUUGGAGUUAAUCUCUGGAGAAUUUGGAACACUUCUAGUUCUUCUUGACUGUUUAGUGGAACACCCAACAGGCAUCAGGCAUGUGUAAUUUGUUGGAACUGUAGGCACUUCCAGUGUAUGACUAGUUAUAUAAAUGCAGUAGAAAAAUUUCAUGUGUCCUGUGUUGUGCACGCAAAUACAUGUGCAGCUGUACUUUGAUUCAUCUUUUGUCAUUCACUGCAUAUAUAUGUCAGUAUUCUUUCACACAAAGACAAUCACUGAGGGAAAUUUGGUACUAUACUUGUCUUUAUAAUUCUUAAAUGCAUUCUUGGAAGGAAAAAUGUAAAGUCACUGUAGAAUAUUCAAAAUUUAUUUGUUUAAAAAAUUGGCCUUUGGUUGAUUUGUAUUGGUGGAUUUCUUUAAAAUAAUUCAAAAUGUUAGUUUUCAUGAGCAAUGUGAAGGUCUUACUGAACAGCUUCUAAGCACUCUAGCAAUGUAGUAUAAUAUCCCCAAGUGCAGGGAAGGAGUUGAAAUAGUCCUCUGAGGAAAAAUCAAGGAAGUAAUGUCACCAUUAUUGUGUGACAAAGUUAUUUGAUGAUGACCUGGAAUGAAGAAAGUGUGUUAUUUACCAGUAAGUUUUCCUUUUGUCCUCCAUCAAUAGACUGAAUUAAGGAAAAAGGGCCUGAGGAAAGUACGGCAGUUUUUAGUACAGGCAGGAUAUGCUGUGGAAGAAAAAAUUGGAGCAUCUCCUGAUGGAGCAGAUGGCAAUGACUGCAGUCCACCAAAAAAGAGGAAAAGGAAAAAUGAAAAAUCAUCUGCAAUCCCUAAUGUUCACACAACAAAAAUGCGACUUCUCAAACCUUUUAUUUUGAAAACCAGUAACAUUCAGAAGCCAGAUGGUGGGGAAAAUGAUGAAGAUGAUGAUGAUGAUGAAAAUGAUGAUGAUGAUGAUGAUGGUGAUAAUGAUGAUGAGGAACAGAAUGUUGAAGGAGAUGACUCUUUGCAAAGUGAUGGUAUGAUAAGGAAGAACUGGUGUAUAAUAAGCAAUAAUUUGUAUUAAAUUUUUCCAUGAUAGCACGAAUUAUAAAAACCAAGGCCUAAAAAAACUGAGGCCUGAGAAGUGGAAGACUGUUGCAGGUAACACAGACACGAGGUUUGUUAUACAUUUUCUAAACAAUCUGCAAAAGAAGACACUUUUUGUGAAUUUUUUUUUGUUCAGUGUCAUACUCAGCAUAAUCAUUGUCAUUUUGUAAGGCCCCUAAUUUCUGAAGUGGGGGUGGGGGUGGGGGUGAGAUGGGGUGUUGAUUCAUUUUGCUCAGAAGUUCCAUCAAUACUAACUGCAACAUGUUGCAAUAUACAUGGUAUUUAAAUGAACACAGACCAGCUUUGUAUUUCCUACUUCUGAGAAAUAAUUUUAUUUUGUUUUCCUUUUCUUCUAGAUUAUGAGUCAAAUAUUAUUGCUGAGAGACCUUUGAUAACUCAGGUUUACAAGAUUAUUGAACAGGCAGGACCACAUGGAUUGACUCUGUCAGUAAGUCAGGGUUGGAGAACUUUAAAUCAGUUUUAAUACUGUAAUACAGACAGACCUGGAUUAUCCAGACUCUUGGAGACUGGGCUUAAUAGUCUGGUUGAGAGUCUCAUUGAGAGUCCGCAUUACAAUGUACAUGUACCUGUAUGUGUGGGGUUGUUUCAUGGUGUGCAGUAAAUUUUACAGUUGAUGUUUGCAAAUAUAUAGAAUGAAAUUAAAUUCAAUGCUCACUUGGAUAUACUUAGAGUACGUAGAGUAAAUAUAUCUAUAUAAAAUACAUAUGUAAACUCAUAGACAGUUACAGUAUAUUCCUUAUAUUCCAAUAAUGCUUUACUUCUUUUCAGCAAUAUCGUAGAGCUUGCAAGCUUCCCUUUGCUGAUGUCAGAGCUUUUGUUAAGAAUUUAAAGAAAAAGAAUUUAGUCCAUGAGGUUCAUCAAGCUGUAAAAAAGCAAACAGUUGCCUGGUAAAUAUCUGGUAUUAACUAUUUAUUGCAAAUUCAAAAUUGAAUUGCUUUAUGCUAACAAAUUGGUAAAAAUUUAUGUUCAAUUAAUAGGAAGGUUUUUCCAAUGCUGUGAAGAUUUUAUCAGGUCACUUAGAAUUCUUACCUCUUGUGACUAGGUUUGUGGCAGCUCCAUUUAUGGACAGGAAUGUACAAGCAGUAAAAGUGAAACAGAUCAGGGAUGAGCUAAAAAAAAUGGAGACUAAAGCAGCAGAUGUGAGCAUCACAGAAGGUAAUUCAUGCAGUGGUCCUUCUUUCAGGGAUCUACAUGUAGUUACAAUAAACAUUAAAUAAUCUUGGACUAUAGAGGCAGUUUGUGCAACAUCACUCUUGUGCAAAUGCUUCUCUCUUCUAAAAUAUGUUGUCUGCAAUGUAUAGUGUACAUGUGUGUCAUAAAAUGGUUUAUACUAUCUAUUGUGGUGCCUUAACAUAGAAUGAUGUAGAAUGAGAAAAAUGGGAGCAAUUAUCUUGUUUAAUUAACAAACUUUUGAGUUUAAACAAUCAUAAAUAAUUAUUAUAUUUUUGAUUUACUUAUUUACUUCUUAAUAACAAUAUUAUAAAAUAUCAUAAGUGUGAAGUAUUCCUGUCAUAAUAUUGUGUACACUGGUCUACCAGGUAUUCUUUAUUUGUUGACCUCAAUGGUUGACUUCCUGAUGUUGCUUCCUAAUCAAUGCUUUGGAAAUCCAAUUUAUUUAUAAACAUUAAUUUUUGUUUAAAUAUGCCUUUAUUUCAGGUAUUGACCUGAGUAAAAAAAUGCCAAAACCAAGGCUUAGUGGAGUUGGUGUGGGUAUGUUGAGAAUUAUUUGGUGACUCUCUUUAUUCACAUGAUGCAAACAAAAUUCCUUGAAGGCUUAAUUCUGGACUGAUACUCACUUGCAGUUUAUUCUUUAGAUGAAAUGCAUGUCUCCAUAAACGUGAUAUUUUUUCCAAUCUGAUUUUGGUAAUUGAAAUAAACUCAUUUGAAAUCAAGUCAGCCAGGAAGAUACAAAAUAACUUGUAUUAUACUAAAGCCAGGAUUCAUUUUGAAGCAGCUGUGUUCACUUUUUAGUAAUUUUCAUGACUUAUAGUUGGUAAUAUGAGUGGGUAUAGUAAAAAAGGUUGGAAGUUUCAUGCAACACAGCUUCUGGCAUCUCUGGUGCAGUUUUUUGUUGCACUUUCUCAAUUGUUGAAUUUAUUUUUUUUUAGUGGAGAGAGUCACUUAUAGAAAACUGAAGAGAAGAGCUGUGAUAUUGGAAUACUUGGAAAAGAUGAAAGUGGUUGAAGGAUCUUAUCCAAUUCAAAAGGUAACAUUUGGUUGUAAUACUUUUUAAUAUUAUUCUGUUGGUGAAAUUACACUUGGAGUAAUCUAUUUAUAUAAUUCAGCUUAGAGUACUUUGUCUUAAAGGUAGUUUGUGCAUAAUUGUAAUUGUCAGACCUGUACCUAAGUGUGAGCAGCCUAGCAGCUCACUUGACCAUGGUUCAUGUCACAAAUACAUAAUUGCUUGAUAGGAAAAAAUAAACCAUUUGCAAAACCCCAUCUUUUCUUUUUUCCUCUGAGGACUUUUUAGUGCCUGUUACAUUUGAACCAUUUUUAAUCCUUUAAGUGAUAAACGUGUAACUUCUCCUUGUUAUUCCCGUAUGUUAUCUUGCAAACAGGUUAUAAGAAAUAAACUUAAAAGCCAAUCAGUUCGAGGGUAUUAUUUUGAUGUAACACUAUAUUCUCCUGUCUAAUUGUGAUUGAUUUUUAUUUGGUAAUAGUAUUGUAUAAUCAGCAGCUUUCAAAUGAUUCAUGUGGUGUGUUUGGAUCAUUUCGGAAAUUUUGUCUAGCUACAUGUUCAUAAGCUCUUGGUUCUAGUUCAAGAACAUGGACAUUAUUAAUUCUAUUAGCUCAGGUGAUUUUAAAACAUAUAGUUCUAUAAGAAUGGAAUUUUUAAUGACUACACGAACCAUUUUUUUUUUUCAAGGCUGUGAUAACAAGUGAAGAAGAAGAAGGUCAUCAAGGCCGAAUUGAUAGAAAGGUGCUUAACAGGUAAAAAGAAUAUAACCUCUUGUUAGUCUUGUAUAUUUUUGGCUGCAUGUCAAUCACCAUAACAACCUGUUUGUACAGACACCCAGUUUAUGGACUCUCAUGUGUCAUUUUCAUCCUUUGGUUUAUCUUAGGUUCAGUUGUACUAUGGAAAAAGUGAUUUGGUAUUAUCAACUGAGUUGAUAACCUAAAUUGGCCACCAUUAACCCUUUACAUUCUAAGAGUGACUUGCAUUAAAUUUCUACCCACAAUGUCAUUCCUGAAUCACACUUUAAGGUCAUGAGAAUAAAGGUAAUGAUCACCUACAAAAGGCUUUUGAUUGGUAAACAAAUUCUCCUUGUCAGCACCCUUGGAAAUGUAUAAAGAACAGUACGGAGAAUGUGCAUACUGAUUUUAGGGUGUAAAGGAUUAAGAGUUACAAAGUUGAUGUUUCAAGUGUCAGCUUCAAAACUCUUAAUGGUAGCCAAUUUACGUAUCAACUUACUUACAUCUAGGAAUGCAAGACAUGAUGUUGUGGAUUAGUUUGAGAAAUGUUCAACUCUGUUUAGAUGUCCAGUCUAACAAUGCUUUUUUCUUGUACAGGAUUCUUGAUGACCUUCGUGCUCAAGGUUUGAUCAAACAGCUCACAACUGUGGUGCAACAUGGAACUCUCUCACAAACGGUAGAUUAAAAAUUGUACACUUAAUUACUGCAAACAAGUGGUGUGUUAUAAUUACACAUUCAAGGAAAAGAAUACUUUCACUGAUAGUGAAUUCAACUUGAAAUUUUAGCCUUAUGUUUACAUGUACAGGAAUGUUCAAAUUUGAUUUAUUUCGUGGCUUUUAAGGAUUUUAUUGAGACUUUACAGAUUAAAGUUCUAAUUGAGAUUUUUUAAAGCCAUGACAAUUUUAUGUGAGGUGGCUUUGGCCUACAAAGUUUCCUUCUACUAAGUUUUGUCCAGUGCAGAGAAAACUUAGGGAUACAAUAUUUUGUUCAUACUUAAAAAAAUUUAAUGUAAAUCAAAGUGAAUAUUUCAUUUUUCAUGGUAUGAGCUGAAAAUCCUCUGUCAAAAAUAGGUGGCUGGUUUUUUCCUGUAAAUCUGGUCAAGAAUCAUUUAUUUGUUACUGUUCUUUAAGAUUAGUGGUACAAUGAAAACCAGUCUCAAUUGCCACUUCAUCUAAAACUUUUAAAGUUUCAACUACAGUGGAGUCAGUACAGGGUAAUAGUUUCUUUUUAAGUGCCCUCCCUCGAUUAGCCCCCCCUCCUUCCAAUAACCCCUCCUUAAAACUGAAAUUUUAAAGAAACACGAGGGGGAGGGUAAUUUGAAGAGAUAUGGUAUUUACUUGUAUCUAGUACAUGACAGUGUUAUUUAUGGGGUAGUUAGGUAUUUCUCUAUCAGUGUCAUAACAUGGAUUAUAUAUGUAUGUUUCACAGGUGGACCUGUUCUUACAUUCAUCCAUCAGCAGUAAUGACUCUGAAGUUGCAGUUAUGUUGGAACAGUGUCGUGUUAGACUUAGAGAUCAGAUGUUUAAAGAUGCAGAGGUACAGUGCACCUGAUCAGAAUUAGCUCAGCCAUAAUUGCUAGACAUGCAAGAAGUAAACAGUGGUGUGCUUCAGAAAUUUUAUUCUUGUUCCUAUGAAUCAACUAUCAGUAUGUAAACCAGAGUACUGAUGUCAUACUCUAUAUCUGAAUUUGUUCAUUUUGCAUGUAAACCAUUUUAUAAUACUGUAAUUCGAAUUCCAGUAUUACAACACCUCUAUGUUGACCUUUACCUUUAAAAAACCUUGCUGUAUGCAAUAAUUCAUGCUCACUUGCCUUUUUUGCUUACUGUGUUCUCUUAAAAAGAAACAAUUGAAGGUACAAACAAGCAAAGUUAAAAAAACUUUGUAAAACGGCGAGCUGUUACUAUGAGCUAAAGCCACUUUGAUCAUAAACUCAAAGAGCAGUUUGAAUGAUUAAGCCUUGCGGGGCCCUGUCUGAAUAUGAAGCAUUAUUAUGAAUAGAAGUACAUGUAUGUAAGGAAGCUUCUUGAAAAGGCCAUUUUUCUCUUAAGGAAGGUGAAGUUACCAUUUGAUGCUGUAUAAUACAGAAGAGAAACAACAUUUAAACGUUUUAGUGAAUAACAUUCAUAAAUGUAUUUCUGUUGUAUUGAUAUCAAUAGAGAGAGGAAAAAGCCAGGCAGAUCGCAGAAGAAAAAGAAAGAAAAAAACUUGAAAAAGCAGCAUCUGUUGAAGAAGAAAAGCAGAGGAAGAAAAUUGAAAAGAAAGAAAAAGAUGCACUGAAGAAAGCACAACAGCUUCAUGAAAAGAGUGACUCAAAGGAAGACAGUACACCAACAAAACCUCAAUUCACGGUACAGUCUGAAAUUAUCUCAUGGGGGUGCUGUAAUUGAGCCGUGUUCAAUUUAGCGUUGAAAGUAAUUCACGAUUGCUUCGGUUUUGGUCACCUUCGCUCUGUGAUUGGCCCGGACGACUCGUGCCAAAUUUUCAACCAAUUAGAUUCAAUCACAUUCAAAACUGAAUUCAAUCACGAUCUCUACACAUGCGUUUUCCCGCGUUCAAUCAGUUUGGCGUUUUUACUUGGAGUCCUCAUUGGCUGAUGGUGAUAUCAUCAUUUGUUCCGAUUGGCUCUCGUGAUUACUUAGCUUUUGACUUUGAAAUUCAAGUGAAAGCUGCCUUAUUUAGAAAUUUGAACUUUCAUUGUGUAAAGUCAAGUACUUUUUUUUAAAUUUACAAUAACGUUAUUUUUAUUAACUAACUCGCUCCUUAAACUAAAAUGAAAAGCUGUGCUCAAAACUGACUGUAUUUCUACAGUCACUCUGCAUAAUUGUAUAGAAUGAUCAAGUUGUAAAAAUUAUAGUUUGGUAUGCAAUCUAAACCCAAAGGUUGGAUGCCAUAGCUCACGCACAAUGCUCUAGAUCGCGUGGCAGCAAUUUCUGGGAAUGUGCAUCAGUCCUUUUUUCCUCUGAAGGGCUAAUGCUCUAAACAUCAGCUUUAGAAACUGUUCAUGGUGGCCUAUUUACACGAUCAACUCUGUUGAUAAACCAAAUUAUCUUGUAUUACCAUCGCCGACGCAGCACCACAGUUUCUUUAGAAACUUACCCCUUUGAAAAUAGUUUAGUCAUGUAAAUCAAAGGGGCUUCUGGCCUAACUGGCACUUAUUUCCUUGUACUCAUACCUCGCCUUGAUAUUUUUCCUUUCAGCAUUCAACUCAAAAGUAUGGCCAUUUGCCUAGAUUUCCAAGACUACAGUUGAUUCAUGAAUUAUUAUGGCAGCUUGUUUAUGGUGAAGUUUCAUCAGACACAAGUGAUGUGGAUGAGCCUGGAGCCAGUGACACUCAAGAAGAAGCGUUAUUUGAGAGUGACGAUCCAGCAGCAACAGAGAAUGAGGAUUAUGAGUGGAUUAAACACUUAAAACCAAUGAAUAAAGUGUGUGAUGAGGCAGGAGAGCCACUUCAAGGCUGGUUUCGUUUGGCUGAUGUGAUGCCAGUGAUGCCUUUAAACAUACUUUGCAAAACAGUUGAUAUAACUGAGGAGGUAUCAUUGUUCUUUGCUCAUAUUUAAUUUGUUAUUGUAGAUGUUUUUUUUUAACGAGUUAAUUGCCGGGUCAUUUGCAAGGCUAAUCAAAUCAGUCAUCUUCUUUUGCUAUUCUUAUUGAUAAAUACGCCGCAGAAUUCCGGCGGACGUAGAUCACGUAGCCCUACUCGAUGGAAACUAGUUACGUAAUGUCAUGCUAUGUUUCCAUGUGCAAUAUCUCCGAAUUUAAUGAUCUGCUGCUUAGAUUUAGGGCAUUUCAAAAGAGAUAUCCAAACCGGAAAGUUUCAGCGAAGUUAUUCGUAGCUAGCACUUUCGCACCUAGCUGCUCAUUGCCUCGGCCACAAUCUUUUUACAUAACUUAACCACGCCAGACAAUAAGCGGCGUAAGUAAUGAAUGAAGAUGCUUUACUAUUAAUUUAUGCAAAUCCCUUGCAGUUCUGGAUUAUCCCCAGUUCACUCUUACAUUGAGGUCUAAUGAGCGUUCAUCAGAGAAACUUUUCGUUAAUUUAAAAGAUUAACGUUUCUUUUUGGUCUUAGGUGGAAGGUUUUGAUGAAUAUGCUUUUGAUCCAGUGAAAAAGUACACACUUUUCUGUGAUCUUCCUCAGCAAUUAAGGAUCAAACUUAAGGAAACUCGGUAAGAAUCCAGCUAUACUUUUGCUUUUGCACAUCGAAUAUACCUUUGCUGAGCCAUAUUUUUUCUAGAAGUAGUGUGUAUAGGGUCAAUCUUAAACCUUCCUACUUUGUAACUACCAUAAUGUUGUACUUUAUUUUAGAAUGAUGGUUACAGGACUGGUUGGAGUCCAGUUCGAUCUGUAAUCAUACGAGAGAUUUACAAAAUCGGACGACCGCGAAGCAGGAGUCCGAUUUUGUAAUCACAUGUAUGUUUACAAACAGAAUUGGAUGACACAACGUCCUGUUACCAAUUAAUCAAAUCAAUUACAAGGGGUUUAUUUACUAAACACAGAUCAAUUGCAAGCAUGGCGCCUACGAUGUUGUAUUACAGUUGUGGUGCUUAAAUCAGGCUUGUGAUAACCCGUCAUAUUCACAAUUUUGUGGUAUUUUUGAUCUUGUGGGAAUUCCCUCGAUAUCUCUGUCAGGACCAAACCUAAAUUGUCUUUGUAUGACUAAGAUUGAAUUAAGUGCAGCUAUCAGAAACCCAAGCAAAAAAAUCUCAGGCAUUUAUUGAUUCGUGGCAGUAAUUAGCUGCUUCUCUCAAAAAACAGAGAGGAGUGUAUGUUGUCGCAACGAAAGAGGUGUUCCAUUUGUCCAUACAUUGUAGAAAUGUUGUAGGAGUAAUUAUAGCACACUCAUGAUUGAUUUGAAUUUUAGGCGAUACCAUCCAGCACCACUUGAGCUUCUCUUGUGCCUGUGUCAAAUGGGUUUAGUCACUCCAGCUAAACCAUUCCCUCACAGUUUUAACCAUGUAAGUGUCAUUGCUAGAACACGUGUAGUUGCGUGUGUGGGUUUACCAUCAACAUUGAAAAGUUUGUAAGGUUUGAAGAUGAAUGAUGUUGAAGAUUUCCAGCUUUGCUAAGCGAAGUGAAUAUUGUUGAAUAAUCCUCGAGACAAAGUCGAGGGGCCGGGUUAUUCAACAAAAUGUACUGAGCCUCAGGCGAGUAAUUGUUUUAGUAUAAUUGCUCAGGUUCUUUAGAAUUAUGUUGUAGAUUCUGUAACUAAAGAAAGCAUAGUGGAUAUUUUGUUAAAAUUGUGUCGAGCAGAUAAGCAAGCUGUUUUAACAGGUUUAUUUGAUUCAAUCAGCAAAAACUAUACACCUUACUUUUGAAGAGUGUUUCAUCAAGCUCAGUAGCAUCUUUUGUUGUCCUCGCAAUUGAAUAUUCUUCUGUUGCGUUUAUCACUUUCUUGCGUUUAUCACUUUCUUGCGUCACUGUUUUGACAAAGCGUGUGGCAGCCAUUUUGAAACUUUGCGACCCUGCUAUAAUUACCUCGCGCGAGGUGAUUAUAGCGAGAUCGACGAUAAUCGUUUGUAUUACUUUUGCACAGUACUUUAUGUAAAGACAUUUCCUGGAAGUAGCUUUUAUUCGCAUUGAAUUGGCUUCUUUUUUAACUUGUUUUCCCAUCCAGAUAAGAAUGUUUUUGCACAAGGGCACAAGACUAUUGGAUACCACAACAUCUCUAAAGAACUACAGGACUGCGCUUCCUCCAGCAGGCAAACCGUUUGUAUCACGUCGUCACAUGUUCUCGAACACUGUGGCUGUCAAAAAUUUCUGGACUGACUUGAAAUGUGUUUGUCUCAACACACCCUUAGGUAAGUUUGACAUACUUCAAAGGAGUUUACCAUUAAUUCCUUGACUUACUGAAUUAAAUUUAUCAUAUUCAAUGUAAUUAUCUUCAAACAAAACCAUGACCACUUUAUUCUUUCCUUCAAUGUUUGUUAAUUCCGGUCUGUAAUUCACAUUCUUUUAGUAGCUAUUAUUACCAGUCCUUCUGGAAUAAUUGUUGUUUUUUGGCUUUCUGGAUGCCCAGGUUAACACUUCAAGUUUAUUGGCAGUGGCACUCCGCCUUAAUUAGUCAAAAAGUAAACUUAGAAUUUAUUUCAACACUUAACAACUCUGUGUCUUUAGACCUGUAAAAUAGUCACAGUACCUAUUUGAUAUCCUCCACAAAACGUACUUUAGAGUAGCAAGUGGACAAUUAAAAGGAUAAGUAUUUCACAUCCCUAAUGCCAUUUUCUUCGUUCACACUCCAAAUUUCAAUUCCAAUUCCACCUGAAAACAGUGGAUAAGAAGGGCGAUGUAGUGCAAUGUCCAUCGCUAAAUUCCUAUUUAUUUUAUUUAUCUACAUGCUGAGUAAUCGGCCAGGCAAGGAUAAAGAAUGGAAAGGAUGAUUUCUCAUACUAAUUCGCCCAAAUUGAAUUGUAAAGUUUCCAUACUCUCUAAAAUCCCUGGGAUACAAUUUAUAUGUGCAAUACUUAACAAAUAGAUUCUGUGACCGUGCACCUGUUCAUCCGCAGAUCUAAGAUGAUCUCAAAAUGUGGUAAGAACAAACAGGGGGACCCGACGUUCAGUCGAGUUUGUCACUUAUGUUCUCACCACGGGUUGAUCUCUUCUGUGAUCUGCUACUGUGUGCGACAACAGAGACAAUAUUUUUUUUGAUUACAAAGCAAACAUUUGGUAUUGGUGACGUCAUCUAUGCGUCUAUUCUCCAAUAGAUCAUAAGUAAGAACCAAUCAAACUGCGUGCGUAUUUUAGCUUAUCAUAUAAACAGUAAUUGUCGCUAGUUACAACAUUAAACAGUUCAUGUCUCAAUAUCUCAGGUGUAGUGAAGGUCGAUGAAGGAGCUCCUGACCAAAGUAUGUCUUCUAUGAAGAACAAAAGACUUUUCCACUUCGCUCAAGAAGAAGUAGAUGAAGACAAAGUGGAUCUUCCCCCCGGAGAUCAGCUGGGUGCUGCUGGUCUGGACAGGUGUUUUUUCAGUCAUUUGAAGAGGAACUGGACACGAGUAAUGACAGCGUCAACACGGUUAGAAAGUCAUUUAUACCUCUCUUGCAAUAAGUAAUUACACAUUUAGAAUCGGUUGUUGAAACGAUUUGGGUCGCAGUUUUUGACGAGCAAUGGACGUAUAAAGUUCCUCUUCGGUGGGUUUUUUUAAAUAAUUGGAUCUUUCUUUUAGUUUUAAAUAAAAGACAUUUUGACAGUUUUGCAAGAACUUAACGUUAAGGUAACUUUUUUUGCUUGACUCGGCCUUACAUCCGAGCGGAUUUAGUAAGAUUUUUAACCAUUUCGCUGGGUUCAAAUAGAGAAGGAAGAUUUCAAUUCAACAAACUUUGGAAUUUAGCGAGCCGUACAGUGAAAUACCGUCCGUUAAAUAUAGACUACGAGUAGUCUCUCCUUCUCAGUGAAGUCUAUCGUGUGAUUGAAAAGAAAUCAGUAAAACCUAAUUAUCUUAUACUCCAUUCACACAAAAAGAAGGGAAAAUGUUUAGAGAAAAAGAUGUUUGAGACAAAAAGUAAAAUAUUACGUAUUUUAGGAUAUCGAUUGUGGGGGGAAAAUCUUGAAAGCUAGGAUGAUAGAAAAAUUAAGUAUUGUUCAAAAUUCCUCAAAUUAGGUAUAAGGUAUAAUAAUAGAUGUUAAAGUGUAUUUAACGCUCACCAUUUUCACUUCCGUACUUAUUUACAGGAAAAUACCAAAAGCAUCAGCUAGUGCAGCAAGUGAUGAGAGUGUUCAGAACACUGAUGGUGCUGGUAACCAAGGAGGAAAAACUUUCUGGAGCAUCGGAAAACCUGAAAUGAAACAGCAAGCACAUAAAGAAAAGAUUAAGCAACAGAAAAAGAAGCGUAAAAGGAAAACAGAUGGUAAAUAUUAAACAUUAUAUUUAAAGAUCUUCUGCUCAGGGAAUCCUAAAUUGAUCGUCAGUUUGUUGAAUUUGUCCUCUAAAGCUAACCUAAAGCUUUCCUUAUAGCAUGGCAGUAGUGUCAUUCCCAACUAACCCUUUACACACUAACUUCAGUAUGCAUAUUCUCCAUACUGUUCUCUGUACAUAUCCUAAGGUACUGACAAGGAGAAUUUGUUUAACAAUCAAGAGCUUCUUAAGUUGGUGAUCAUUUUCUUUUAUUCUGGUGACCUUUGUGUUUGAUUUAGGGGUGACAUUGUAAGGAGAAAUUAGAUGUCAGUCGUUCUUGGGGGUUAAAGGUUUGAUUAGUCAGUUAGUCACCAUGCGGUUUUUUGUGCUUCUCACCACAGAUAUACAAGAGGGUGAGAAAGAACUUGCCAGUGCGAAGAAAAUAAGAACUGUUAACUCCGCUGAAAAGAAACCAGCUGGAAAUGCUCGAGAGAAGACGAAAAAAAAAGAAGAACAUUCCUGUAAAACUGGCCAUCUAAGUAUGUUGACUGAGAACUACUGAUCACAGCGUUAAUGCCACUCGUGGUUUCUUUUCUCUAUAUUUUUCUCAUUCAUUUUGAGGUGGUACUUGCAGUCUGUGGUUUCACAGGUGUGGUUUAUUCACGAUGUGCACAGGCUUCUCUCUAAAUCGCAACUGGAACACCAAAACAAAACAAAGACUUAAAAUUCAUUUUUCGCAUUAUUUUUCUUUUCUUUUUUUUCGCCACUGAAUAAAUGAAAUAUCAAUACUGACCAAAAGUCUGGAUUAAGGCAAUUACAUUAUGCGAUUUUAAAACGAAUGUUAUGCAACUAAACUUUGUAUUAUGCAAAAUGGUCUGAAAUCAUAUUUUUGUGGUUUCAAACCAAAUAGCUCGCCACUCAGUUGAAUUACCACUAUAAAUUUGCUUGAAACUUAUCAUAGCAAGGCAGAUUACGAUGCCUACAUCGCUGUUAGGCAUCGGCGGUGUCUGCAUCACCAGUUAAUGUGGCCAUAAAGUGUCUACUCAAAUACAAAUGUUUGUGAACAGUUUUUAUCCUACUCUGCCAUCACAGAUGCGAUCGAUGACGAAGACAGGAACAUUUUGGCCAAGAAAGUAAACGAAAGAAUCUCAUUUUCCCAUGAGGAGGACAGCUGGGUACAGUUAAUGUUCUUUCAGCGAUUUUUCUCCUUUUAACACUAUGUGUGGUUUUUAAGAACAACAAUCCUGUUUCAAAUGUUUGCAUUUAUCUACUUGUUUUGUUGUGUGUAGCUACUACUGUUCCGAGUUGCGCUUGGAAUGAUGAAGAGUGAAACAUCACGGUACAAUCCUUUUGUUUGUAUGAGGAACAUCUUGCACAAAGAAUGUGCGGUUAGUAUGCCUCUGUUAUGUAUAAAAUGGUUAUUUUGUUGGUGACAUUUCUCAUUAGCAAACUGCAGGGAUUUUGUUUGAUUAGGGUCACUAAUUUCAAAGGCAAAUUGGAAAAAGAAAAAUUGAAUGUCAGUUGAAAAGUUAACCUCCUUGCGUGUAAAUGAACUGUUUUUGUGUCUUAAGUUUUUGCUGAUUUAAAACUUUGGGAGGCCGUAAGUAACAGUAUAUUAGAAACUGUUCCAAGGGCAUAAUGCUCAUCCUCUUUUUACAGUCAAGCUUUGACAAGACGGCCCCCAAUAUUCAGCGCAGAAUUUUAAAACUGAUGAAAAGUCCUCAGUCACAGAUGACUGUAAAGAUAUGUUCAGCGGAGUGUGCACAUGAUGAGGUUAGUAUCCUAAGGCUUAUCUUAAAGUAGGGAGAGGCAGGGUUUAGGUAGUGCACAGGCAAAGGGAGAAGUUCUACAAGACUGCAACUUCAGUACUCCCCAACGCAUGUUGAUAUUUCUUAGUCAGAGGUAGAUACAAACACAAACCAGGGGGGGGUGGGGGCGGGGUCAAUGAUGUAAGAGCUCGUGUACAAUAGGCUGUGAGCUGUUUUGAUAAACUUAAUUAGCCAUGCGUGCUGCUAUUUCAGCUUUGUGUUCUACCUACUUCAAAGGAUAACGUAGCAAGUGCACUGGAUCUCGCUAAAGCAAAGGGAGAUUAGAAAUAUCUCAUUUUAAUUCGAAUUUGGAGUAAUUAAAUUUGAUAUCGUCUGAUUUCAGUGUUUAUUCUGAGAUUGUUUAGAGGUAUGUUUGAAAAGGUAGAUAGGUACAAUGGCGGACGAGUAGGAACGUCCGGUUGUUAUGAGAUGAGUUGAUAGAUACAACUUCAGUAGGUCAGGUGAAUGCAGGAGACUUUUAGAUUAGAUGGAUAGUUACUUUGACUGAUUUUCUCUGAGUGCAUAGGCUUUAAUUACAAACAUUAUUUACCUGUACUUAUCAAUCAAUUAUCUUCCCCUUAACUGCAGUCUUUCAAAGGACUUGAAGAUUCAAAUGCUGAUUUUGAGGAAAUGUUUCAAGAAAUUGUAAAGAGAUUAAGGCACAAGUUCAGGUAUAAGAGAAACCCGAAAUACGCGCAUCCUAAUCGUGGUUCCAACCACUUGAUGUUAGCCAAACAUGAAACCAGCCGUUUGCUUUUUGUGCAAUCUUGUUAAUCCGACUAUUCCACCAUAAAAACCAAUGAGUGGUAUAUUUUUAGCUCAGUGGAAUGACUAAGAAUUCUAACCUUUGGUCGUUUUUCGCAAAGAGAUACGACACAGGUUUUCAUCUUAAGAAAACUAAGCUCGAGUUUCAUAAGUUCGCUAGUUGCUUUCAGUUUGAAUCGUUUCCAUACUUAGUUAUCCUUAUUCCUGUUUGGUUUAUUACAACCUUUUUUGUGAUUUAGUCUCCUUCAAAAAACUGACUCAAAAGUCCUUAACGUAAAUAUUUCAGCUUAGGAGGAUUACUGUAAUUCUCCUCGCUGAACUAUUCACAAAAGGCCAUUUAAUAUUUUAGGAUCUUUUACAGUAUACCUUUCAAAAGUCUGCUGUCAGUACAUAGGUCCACCAUGUUACUGAGACUUUUGUUUUCCUGGUGUUAUGAUAUUCGUGUAACUGUUGUAUCACCGCAUGUAAGACAUACAAGAUAACCGGAUCAAUAUCAGUAUCUGGGCAACUGCCCACCUAUCCCUCCCCUAACCCAACAUUAACCUUAAAUUGUUGUCAAUUGACUGUUGUUGAGUUGGGGGAGGGGUAGGUGAGCAGUUGCCCAGAUACUGAUAUUGAUCCAGAUAACCAAACCUUUUUAUUUUCAAGUUGUUUUACAAUGACCAUUUUGAGUAGCGGAAGAGAUUAGUUAAAAACUGAGCAUUGAUUGAGAGGUGUUACUCAUCUGAAAGACCGUAAUUAUAUUGUCGGGAACCAUGCUUUUCUACCCUCGUUAUACUAUGAAAGGUUUCAAAUUUACAGCAAAUGCGACUGUAUUAGUUUAUCGUAUGGUUAGCCUUAGAAAGAGCAACUGCUCUUUUCUCUUGGACUCUCUUUACAAGUCAACAGGCAGAUGAUAAAGGUAAAAUCCGUGUUAUUGGUUCUUAGUUUUGCUUUUUUGCUUCCUUGUUAAAGCUCUUCCAGUUUAGUUUGUGAUGGAAACGUUACGUUGGUUUCUUCUGUCAAAGAACUUUAUGACAAGUACAGAGUACAGGUCAUGGCCUCUAAGCAGGUCAGUAUUAAUCCAAUGGGGACAAAUGCACGUCAGUAUUAGUCCAAUGGUGAUAUAUGCCCCAGAUGAUCACUGAGACAUUUUGACUCGGUGCAUAUAACUUAACGUAUUUAAAUUCAUUUGAAUUUAAACUGUGAUAGCAUAGUCUAUGUUGAGCGUUACGUUAUAAGAUACAUCAUGGAGCGGGAGCUAAGAUACACUAAAUGCCACGAGAAAUGAGUGAUAAUGAAGAUAAAGAAGUAUAUUACUCCUCCAUUUAUUCAAAUGAAUGGAUUGAGGAGAUCCCGAGGACAACCUCCCUUUGUAACACCAUAUGUAGUUAAUCUGUAUUCACCCUUUAAUCCCUAAGAGUGACUAGCAUCCGAUUUCUCCUUACAAUAUCACCCCUGACUCAAACAUGAAGGCGUCGAGAAUAAAGGAAAUGAUCACCAACUAAAGAAGCUGUUUAGUCAUUGCUGCAUGGUGGCGCUGUUCACUGACUGAACCCUGCUCUUACUCCGCCGGCAUUGUUUCAGUUUCAGACAUUUUCUCCAGAUGACAGUGUUUUGUUGCUCGGACCCAGUAUCAGGUGUGUCAGUGAUAUAAACAAGGCGGCCAUUAGAGAUCAGAUUCAGGUUAGUUUAUAAACUUUAAAGUAGGUUCAACAUUAUAUAUUUAAAUGAAGGCGACAAGAGCCACGUGGCUCGUAGCGCAUAAACUAAGAUUUUUCAAACACGAGAAGGGAUGAAAGAGUGGUUUGCUCCGGUUAAGAUACCAGCGGCGGAUAUUAUUCUACUUUACAACACUCCCAUUCAUACUCAGUUGAAUUAAGAUGUGGGAAUGAUCCCGCAUGUUCAAGGUCACGAGCUAAACGAUGAGGGUAGGAGGUAGAGCCACUCUCCUCUAGCCUAUGGGAAAAUUGAGUGUGAAUGGAAUGGACGAGUUUUCCAGGUAUUUAUGUUAACCUGUUACGUAAGCGAUGGGAGGAGUUCUCACCUAACUGUUAUUGCGUAAUUCAACUUUUCAUAUCAUUAUGAACAUUGUGAAUACCUUCCUGUACAGUUGAACGCACUGAAAGUAAUGCCUUAUGAAAGUCAUUUAGACUAGUACAUAUCGUUUCUGAUAAUUUCCUAUCUUUGAUAAAUGUUGAUAUUUGAUAGUACUUUUUUCUGAUCUUGUGUAUUCACUCAAGAACAGUCUGGUCUUCUGAAAAGACAGUUAGUAAAGCCUGAAAUUUACCACAUACUUAUUAUGCUGAACUGAUCAUCUGUGUGCGUUCCUUUUGUAGAUCGCCUUCACAACGCCUCAAGAAUCAUACGAUGCCUACAGAGUUUUUCAGAUGUUUAACUCAUAUUCAAGGGUAACUUAAAUCAAAUAGAAGGAACUUGGGUGUCUAGUAUAAUUUCAAAGCUCACAAGGCUGAUUUCCCUAGGAGCGCAGCUCCCCCCUCCCUCCCAACUACCCAAAUAUCAACCGCCCCCACCCCACUUCAAAAACACGCGCUUUGUAGAGUGUACAGUCGACUUCCGUUAUUGUGGAUACCCUCGUGGGGAGAUUUAUUGUCCGUUAAAGCGAGAGUCUGCAAUAGCGGGGUACGAGAGAAAAAUAAAUUGUUUUGCAUCUAAACGUGUAAAAUAAUAUGUAACUACGCAAACGUAAAUUUUCUAACGUGGUCUCAUGACUCGGAGAAAGAUCCGGCCACAAGCAGGAAAUUCUGACGUUCGCACCCAAUUGUAGAACGGUUUCUUUAUUUUCAUUUAUUUUAAUGUCGCUUUAUAUUAUGUGAGUCAGGAUUUUGGAAAAGUAAUGAAGUGGGGGGGGGGGGCAGGCAUGAAAGUGCAGAAUCUGUAAUAACGAGUUUAUUUCAGUCAUUUCUUCAUGCGUUUCGCCAGGGGUGGGAAUAUAUGUAACGGCGUAAUAUGUGACUAACACAGGCUAUAGACUGUGCGAUUUUACGCCACUAUCUGAGUCGGUAUAUUAAUUAUAAUAAAUUAUUAUAUAAUUAAAUUGUGUUAACGGCGUUAAAUCUUAUAUUAUACAUUACCGACUAGAAGAAAUUGCGCCGUUAGUUACUGGCGUAAAAUCUUACAGUAUGUAUACACUACCGACUGAAUGAAAUUACGCCGUUAGUUGCCAGUCGGUAUUACAUAUAUACUGAAAGAUUUUACGCUUGUAACUAACGGCGUAGUUUCUUUUAGGCGGUAACUUAUACAUAAGGUGUCCGAUAUGGCAGAGCGAGAGUCGACUGUAGUUUUAGAGAAGAUUCAAGGCCUGCUUAUUCUGUGGACAUAAAAUCACUGGUCAAGAGCACGAUUUCUUGCACUUGGAAGAUUGCCUCACAAGACAGAAGCUAUUGUUUUUAUUAUUUUAAUUUGGUAGUUCACAGGAACCUUGUAAUACUUAGACGGAUCACCAUCAAAGAAUUGACUAACAAACUUAUCGUCACUGAUUCUAGGAAGAGCUUGAAGAUGUGUUUAAAGAGAUGCAGAAAAAGAAUCUGGUCAAUAGAAAGGUGACUAAUCAAUCAAUCAAUCAAUCAGUUAGCACGUUAGUCAAUCAGUCGGUAAUUGACUUUUCUCAUCAUAACACGUUAGGCUUCUACCCUUUGGUACAUAUGACAGCCGCCGUUCUCGUUGAUGUAUCAACCAGAUGACUCUAGUUCUACCAAUAUUGUUGUAUAAGUUGACAUCGUGGAAUUCUGAAUGUUAGUCGGUCCACUUCAACACAGACCUAUUUGAGACGCAAGUAACUGCUGUAAAUUAAGAGAUCUUUUUGCUUUGUAGUUUUCACUCAGAUUUAUUGUGUUUAUGACCAAGUUGAAAAUGAAAAAAAAAAGAAUAUUUUUUCAGUUGAUUAGCAGAAAAAGACCCCGCAAAAGGCAACUGAAUCUUCUAUCCUGUCACCUUUUGCGUCUCUAAAAUACUUAUUGCUAAUCCGUUUUGCAUAAUGUUAUACUUUUGUUUUAUUAACAUUUUACUCACUUGCCUUUUUCACAGAAAUCGAUUGAAAACCCUGGUUUUCAGUUCACUCGCGCGUUACCAUUUGCUUCAAUGACGUUUCAGCUUAGUUCUGUGUGAGUAAACUACUGUUAUUUUAAUCCGACUUUAAAGAAUGCGUUUGACGGCACGGAAGUAAAGAUUAUGAUACUAGAUAAUGAAGAGUGGUGACUACAGUAAUAAGAUAUACAGCGUUUAAUAAUAUCUACUUAAUUACUGAGUGAGAGGGCUGGACGGGAAAAUAUUUGGCUCAAGUUCAUGACGUAUACGUAGAAACCUCCCGUAACUAUGCACAUUUGUCAACAAUGAGCAAAAUUUAAUCAUUUAGCAUGUCUUCUGAAGAAUAUAAAAUUCGCUGCGUCCAAAUGGGAUUCCAGUACAACUGCACUUCUCAUUUAAGGGUGUGUGGUAUUUCUCUGUGACCUCACACAAGCAAAAUCAUAGGAGUAAUAUUUCUUCUGUGAAAGAACUUUCUCACAAUAGUUAAAUCUACGCUUUCCAGCCCCUGCAAGAGACCUUGGCACGGCAAAAUAUGACCAUAUAGAAAGGACACUUUGUUGAACUGAAAAUUUGUAAAGGAAACAAAGGAAAGUAAGGGUAUUGUUAAAGAAUAUCACUAAAAAUAUUUUUUGAUCUUCCUCUACAGGUAUCAUCGAUUAUUCAUGCAUGGCUUUAAACUUGUGACAUUCUACAGAGACUGCGCUCGCUUUUGGAAACAGCUUGUGAAAGGAGAACAGCACAAAUUAAAUAAAGAAGAAGACAGUGACACCAGGCUGGAGCAAAAAGCAGCUUCUCUUACCCCUGGUUUAAUAGAAUUCAAGCAAUCACGCGCACUCGGUGGACAUGUCGCUUGCAUCCUGUCUCUACUCACCACCGACAAGGUUUGAAUGGAUUAUUUUUAGAAAAAUAUUUAACUAUUAAGUGUUUAGAUCGCACGUGAUUGGUGUAAAUCCGUCUCAUAUCUGAAUGUAAUCAAGCUAAAACUGACAAGUAUUCAUGUGAUAUUCCCCAAGAAAUAUUCCCUAAUCUUGAGACCGUCAUUCAGAUAUGACAGUCGUCUUAAUAUAAGUGAUAUAAAUCUGAAUCUCUGAGAAGAUUGGAGUCAUUCGAGACUCCGGUCGCAUUCUCCAUGUUAGAGUUGUUAGGUGAUACUUAUGUAGUGUAGGGACUCCCUUAGGGGUUUAAUUAGCAGCCGGGAAGCGGGUAGAUCUGUACCGUUUGUUAUGCGCUAGCAACCUGUUUGUAGCCUUUACACAAAUGUCAUUGUACUACGAACAUAAAUGUAAAUCUCUGUAAGUUCACUUAAAUUGGUUGACUUUGAAGAAAAACAAUGGAACGUGGAGAGGAAUGCACCCUAAAAUGUUGUAAAGAGUAGCUACAAUAAUCUAGAGCUUUAAAAUUUUAUAGGGGAGCCCAGGCACUCCAGGCCUUGAAAACUAUCUGCCUGCCAUGUCAACCACCCGUUUGUACCAUAUUUAAUGAAACCACUGAGACAGAGCCUCCUAUGUGUUAAGAUAGGCCUUCAACAGCUUCUCUGCUUUUAACCGCCCUGAGUACACUUUAAUUGGUGUAUUUUUUUCUGUUUGUUUUGAAGUUUUCUUUUCUCUGCUCAUGUUUGCAGUUAUCUGUUGAUGUGAGCAUUCCUGAAGAGGUGUUGAACUGUGACUCGUCAGGGCUAUCAGAGAACGUCGAGCUACAGUCAAGUCAAGCCACUGGUGGAAGUGGUGAACCAGUGUCUAAGGUACAUGUUUUUUUACGUAUGGCUGAAACUUCUUUUAACGCUUUAAAUCUGUAACCCUCAAGAGUGAUUAGCAUCUAAUUUCUCUUUACAGUAUUACCCUUGAAUCAAACAGGAAAGUCAUGAGAAUACAGGAAAUGAUCACCAACGAAAGCAGCUCUUGAUUAUUAAACAAAUUCUCUUUUUCAGCACCUUGGGAAAUGUAUAGGGAAUACAAUGGAGAAUAUGUAUACUGAUGUUAGGGGGUAAAGGAUUGAUAAGGGCUUGGAAAGAUCUUUUAAAUUCCACAGCUUCCAGACCAAGGGAUUAGUCAGUUUUGCACUAACUACACAUUGACCACUCCCAACUCGGUGAAAAAAGUUGGUUGCUGUUUAGGGAGGAAUUUAUUUUUGUUCUGUCUCUUAAAGGACGACGCCUCAUCAGAGAGAGGUAAGACAAGAACUUCAGCGAAGACAAGAACUCCUGGCAGUGCUGGAAUAACAGAGAAGAAUCAGCCGUCAACAGCCCAGGGUGCCAUGCCAAGUAAGAGCAGUAAUACGGUCGAGUCAGCCCCAGCUGUGAAGCAGUCAGCAUCCUCUUCCAAAGCAAAAUCCUCAGAGAAAAUUUCAAAAGGAAAGCGGCUCAAAAAACGAGAAGUUUUUACCUUGAGGAUAUCAUCAUCAUCAACUGCAACAAGUUUCACAACUCCAUAUGAUCUGACAGCUGUGACGGACUCAAGCAACUACUUGACAAGUUACGCUGAGGAAUGUGAGGGGCAAUGUACCGAAAGACAGAGUAGUAAAGUAUCCACUGUGCCGGUGGCAUCUCUGUCCUUCAGCGGCACAUCCCGCUCAUCAAGAACUGCACUGAUGUUGGCUCGGGGUGGGAAGGACCCAUAUGCAUCCAUGAAUCAGCUCUCAGCUAGGGCUGUUAACACUCACGACUUCAUGACUUUGAAUCCAUGCAAAAAUGUGUUGAAAUUGAAAGGAGACUCUUCGGCAAACGUAGCAGUUGAUAGCGCUGCUGAAAACAGACCCAGUACCUCCGCGACCUCUUCUGACGAAGGGAUUUCAGGGUAUAGAACUUAUCCCGUUACUGUUUCCGUGGAAUUUUCAAUAGACGAUUAUGUUAAGCUCAGUAAGGAAGAACUGGGCUUCACCGAAAUUGAUUUAGUAAUGGCAAGAAUCAUUUACGAGGCUGUUGAAGAGAAAGGAGAGUUUGGUGUGACUGUGAAAGAGUUACAGGUCUGUUUUACAGUAUCAUUGUUCUCUAGUUAAUCAAUUAAUACAAAGUCCUCCUUAACCGGUCACAAGAAGAGCUUACCACUUUUUAUUUUGCUGUAACAGUCCUACACGUUUACGAAAGGCUUGAACCCUCCGAUUUUCAGAUGUUCAAUUAAUGGCAAAUGACAAAAUUAAGGUUACAAGCUCUCAGCUCCUAUUCGAAAGUGGAAAUAAUUAUAAUGAAAAUUUGUAAUGGUUGCUGUUGUCCGUGAGUAUUUCCAGUGCAUUACAGACUUGGUUACUAUGACCUUAGUGGGUUGCUUAAUGUUUGUCUUUCGUCUUUAGUUAAAACUGCAAGAAAGGAAGUGGGUAUUACAAACAUUCUAAAAUUAUAAUAUUUCUAACGUUGAGUGCAAUAUUAUUUGAGAAUGAUUCACUUUGUAAAGGAAGUUUGUUUUAGAAAACUCCAUAGGGUUUUUGCUUAAUGUUGGCGCGCGCGCGAAAAUUUUAAGUCAAAAGCCAUCAAAAGGCCACGAGCAAGGUUCGGACUAUCAUUUUCUGUAGUAUAUAUUAUCAAAAUGAUUUUCGUUGUUAAGUUAAGGCUCCACGAAGGGAGGCGCUCACCAGCGAUAAUUUGGCUUUGCCUUUGAUUUACUUCAGUUUACUUCGUGAAAUUUGCCCUGCCGAUCAUUUAAAAGCCGAAAGAAAUAGGAGUUACAAAGGCAGUUUCCUCACUAUUUGGUAUUUGCAAGGUCUGUUUUGCAUGUUGACAUUUUAAAAGCUCGUGCCAUGUUCGCACCCAGAUCUCGCGCGGUCAAAAAAUCCUAUGGAGCCACCUUAAAGGAAGAUGUUAUUCUUUUUGUCACAGUAAAGGGAUGAAAAUUAAUUCUACUAACACGCACAAAGUUUCAACAUGGCUGUUGUGCGAGCCUACUCUAGGACUUAGCUUCCAUAGAGUUUCCUGUAGUUUAUUGGCAGAGUAGUAGAGCGCGGAUUCCAAAGGCUUGGGACUCGUUCCUUUUGGGGAAUCAGAUUUUUUUCUAUUUCCUACCUUGUGACGUAAAGAAUCACAUCUUUCUUUUGUCGAUGAACGACCUCAGGAUUUUCAAUCUUUCUCUAACUAUUUACCUUUGGGUUACUCUAGUGGUAGCAAGACGCAAUCCACCCCUAUUGGCAAGUAAAGCAAAACCAAUGCAAUCUCACAUUUCUUUCGACGCUCAAGUAAAAAUAGUUCUAUACCUGAAAGCAAUUGCAUCUAUUACUGCCGAAAUAUUGCACAUAAAUCUUGCAUCUCCGAGUUUGUCAAUUAAUAACAGUCUCAAAUCGUGUUUUCUCUAUACCUGCUUUUCUAUUACCUUCUUUGUUUUUAACAUUUAAAAUUAUUUUCCUCUAGACGAAAAUCCUGGAGAAACACAAACAUGAACUAACUUCAUCACAGUAUUCUCUUGCAAAACAUGUGACGUACAUGUGCAAAGCAAAACUGGUAAGUAUAUUAAGGGCAGUAGUAAUAUAAAUGCACUUAAAAAAACGUCACAUAAAUGUGUUCAAUGGUCAAACUAGAGAGACUAAAUAGAAAGUGUUCUUUCUCCGCUUUAUUUGUUUAUGUUUGAGCCAGAUUAUUAUCUCAAAUCAUGAUGAUUAUCUAAGAUUUCAGUACAAAAGAAAGUCAAAUUCAAUGAGUUUGAAUAUGUUUAAACCAAGGACAAGUUUGAAUCGCAGUACGCACAAAUAAAUGGUUUUUUGGUUGUUAUAAAGAAACAAACAAAAUUAAACAAAGUAAAAAAUAAAAACAAGACAGUGAAAGAAGCACAGGUACAGCUUCGUCUCACUUCAGUGGUUAUUCCCCUAAACUUUCAUUUCAGAAAUAUUUAAAGGCGUCGCUAUCACCCAUGGCGUUAUCAUCUCGUGAAGUAUGAUUUUUUUAAAUUUUAGCUUUACAGAGUUGGUUUGUUUGAGGAAUGUCUUGUCACUGCAAGCUUUGUAAAACCCUGGUGUGUGACUGUCCUCAAGGUAUUUUGUCGCGUCUUUUUAGCUCAGAAUCGUUCCUUUAAAAUGUGGCUAUAAUGACAAUGUUUUCCUUAUUUAACUGUUUGCCUUGAGAACGCAUUUCGUAAAACCAGAAGUAGAGUAAUCACAUCAGCCAAUUAGAGCAAAGGAAGAUAUCACAACGAGCCUAUGAGAAUUCAAAAUAUAGACAAGCAAUGUAUCUGAAGCACAGGAAAACGCUCUGAUCAAGUCGCGGUCGGUUUUAGUUUUGACUGUGAUUGGUUAAAAAAGUGGCGCGACUUCUCUGGACCGAUUUUUAGAGCAGAAAGAGGAAAUCCAAAGCAAUCCUGAAUUACUUUCCACACCCAUUCAAAAUUGCUCAAAAAUUUAAGCAGAUUUUUGCACCUUUUGCUUUAAGCCCAAGGUUUCUGAGCAAUUGCAAAUAGAGGUACCCAGACAUACUGAAGACGUUACAACCGCUGGGAACUCUUUGUCAGAGGCUGAUGUCUCGUUAAAGCAACAAGAACUUACCAAGGAAGACCAAGAUACACGUGAAGAAACGAAAACUAACCAGAAUAAUUCUGAAACUGAAAAAUCAAAUCCUGCCGGUCACCCAGAAACUAAUAGUGGCGCUGCUUCGAUUGAUGACGCUGAUCACCUUGAAAAUACUGGGCUUUGUAAAGGAGGGACAAACGAGACAGCGGAAGAAGGGAAAAAACCGGAAAAAGGAAAGAAAUACAGAAUCAAGUAAGUUUUCUUUGUUAAAAUACAGAUGAUUUUUGUCUUGCAGUUUUUCGUUUUUGUGUGCACAAGUGUUAGAAGGGCCCAAACCUGUCCAAGCCCUUAUCUUUUUUUGUUACUUGCAGAGUAAACAUUAGGCUAAGGGUAAACGUUCUGUCAAUGAAGUAAAAUGCAUAAGGGUUAUUUUGAGUGAAACUCUUAUAGAUUUUUUACCAUUUUUUACCAGUAAUUAUGAUCAAUAUUCCGUGGUGUGCCGCCCAUGGAUCACAAUUGAUGGUGACACAAGUCAACGGCUAUUGCGCAUGUUUCGAGAGAUGGUUCUUAUGUUGAUUCUUGGGAAUCCUGGGAUAUCACAGGUAAGGACCUCGGAACAAUGAGCAUGAUACGUAGCAAUUAAAUAUCUUGUGUUGGGAAUUAGAAGUGAUAACAAGUAACAAAUCUUACGAGUUUUAGGCCAGUUAUCAAGUGCGUGUCGAAAAACCAAAACCAAAAGUAUCCCAGCUGAUAAAUAGGACAAAAGCUUCCUUUAUCACUUGCCAGUGAGAACUCAAAAAUGAAAACAAGCAAACUGCUUGAAGCGCGGGAAAAUGCGCCUGACCAAGUCGCGAUUGUUUUUAGUUUUGCAUCUGAUUGGUUGAGGGGAUGGUGCGAAUCUUCUGGACCAAUAACAGUGCGAAGACAAGUGAAACCAAACCAAUCCUGAGUAACUUUCGACACUUAAUUGAAAAUUGCUCUGACGUAUUGAUAACACGUGUUGAUGUUGGUAAAAAAUACUCAGGCUUCCCAAGAUAGACCAGCAUUUCAAGUUAAUUAUUACAAUAUUUGGUCUCGUCAUUUUUCCCAUUAAUCCUGUGUUUAGUUUGCAAGCACUAUACUAAUUUCUUGGUUCAAUCGACUCUUCAUUUUCUUUUCAAUUUCCAUUGGAGUAAUCGUAGUCACAACAAAGUCGGCGAGGUGAUCUCGUUGUUGAGGUAGUUGCAAAUCUGUCCAUUCAAAUUGAAAAGCGGUUUAUGAUAAGUUCUUUUGUAUUCUAUAUACAAGGCUAAAAGGUUAAAAAAUUAAAAUGUUUAAACCAAACGUUUUCGGCUGUUUGCCAUCAUCAGGGUUUUUUUUUUUUUUUUAACCCUGAUGAUGGCAAACAACAGAAACGUUUGGUUUAAACAUUUUAAUUUUUUUAACCUUUUAGCCUUGUAUAUAGAAUACAAUUUACAAAACGAACAUUAUGGACAUAAGUUCUUUUGUUUUUGUUUUGUCUUCAGAGCCAGAUUGCUAAGCAUUUCUUUGAAGCCUUACGGCCAGUCGCAUUGCAAGAUAUACUUGAGGUAUGAAUAAAGGGGGUAAGUUUCUAAAGAAACUGUGGUGCUGCGUCGGUAGGAGAGUAUAACAGAUAAUUUGGUGUUAACAGCUGAGUUGAAAACGUAAAUUGGCCACCGUAAAGAGUUAAAAGGCUGACGUUUCGAGCGUUAGCCCUUCGUCAGAGCGAAGCUGCUGACAUACUUGAGGUAUGUCAGCAGCCUCUUCAUCAAGUUUCCUAUUUUAUGAUUUUAGCGAACCUCUUCCGUUAGAAACGUAACAAUGUACAUGAAAAAAUCGCGCGCUUCUGAUUGGCUGAAAAGAGAGCAUUCUCAUGUAACACGAAUACAAAAAUGGUAACACAAGUAGCGCGUGCACACUUUCAAAAUUUCGCCUGUUUUGAUUUUCUGUGAUGUUUUUUCAUGUACAUUAUUAACAAGCAAUAACUUGGGAAUAAAGACUGCAAAUUGCACUCGCCCAUCUUGUUGUUGUCUUUGAAAAAUUUACUCGUACUUAUUAACACCAAAUUGCACCCGAAAUUAUGUUAUUACCUAUACUCAUUUUUCAGAGUCUUGUGUUGGAUGAAUGUGUGGUAAAACACAGCAGAAAGCUACCACCCAAAGUUUCUCUUUUCUCUACAAGCAAAGCUAAUGGUAAGUUUAUUUUAUGUCAUCACAUUUUUUUAUAUUAUGUUUUUUUUUUUACUUUCAAGCUUGGAAUAUGAUACAAUAGUUGGUACAUACCAGCUACUCCGUGUAAUAUGUUUCACUUAUUUUAAUGCAAAUCCUUAAUUAUCUUCAGAUGAGCAAGAGCCCCAACACUUUAAUUGAGGGCUUACUUGUUUUCUACUGUUCUUCGGUAACUUCUGGAAACCUUUUCCCCUUUUCUAUCUUAUGAAAAUUUUUACAGCUCAUAUCUUCUGUUUUUUCUUUCUUUUUCCUAACCAUAAAGAAAAUCGAGGUUGUUGAAAAAGAGAAUCACUUCAGCCAAAAUUUAUCUUAACCCUUUAACUCCCAUGAGUGACCAAGACAGAAUUUCUCCUUACAAUAUCAAUACAAUAUCAAGCAGACAAGUGAUGAGAAUAAAGAAAAUUAUCAAUUUGGGGAUAAUUAGCUGAUCCAAUACUAAAUUCUCUGAACUAACAUUAUAAGAAUUGUGUGGUUAACAGUAAGGAGAAUGAAAAAUUUGAUCUGGGAGUUAAAGGUUUAAAGAGAAUUGGAGAGAUACAGAAAGGACGAGAUUUAAGAUUGAUUGUCUCAACUAAAUCUUAGAUUUGCGUUAUCAAACGUUUUGCGCGCAUCAAUACAUGGGAAAAGCAGUUUUCCCUGCUACAGUUCGGGCUGUGGUUGACUUCGUGUGGGUGGAAGCUGGCUAGGUGUCCAAAGAAACUGGUUGGCGAUGGACUUGAAUUAACAUUGGCGUUUAAGGUGCAUUUGGUGUCCGUGGUUUUUUUGUUUUGUUUUGGUCUUUUUUGGUUGCAAUUGCAAAUUCAAUUAGUACGAACUGCAGGAUCUUUAAUUAAAGUAUAUGAUUUAAGGCCAGAUCUGCUUAAAAAAUGGAUGCAUGAACGUGCGAACGAGGGAACGAACUUAAGACUGAUGAAUGUUAUUGACCCUUCAUAACUGUCUUAUUAUGGUUGCGUUGUAGAGUCAAGUGAACUGGUGACUUUUUACACUCCAACAGUCGAUUGCAUUCUGAAGUUAGCCACAAGCAAGCUGACAGGAUACACGUGACACUUUGACGUCAAAACUGAUUUCAUGUCUCACAAUGCGGUAAACGUGCUCUUAAUACUUUUGGUUACCAUCACACUCUUCUACGGGUUUAAAAAGAGGAAAUUUGUCAUUUAUUGUGGACGUCUGGACCACUGUUGACGCGAACGGGAAGAAGACAUUUUUUCCUGUCACUUACACUCUGCCUCCAGUUAGCCACAUUUAGUUACAAACAAAAUUUUUACCUUUAUGAGGGAAACUAUGAUAUUUAUUUUAUGUCAACUAUGGCUCUAUAUUAGAACAGAAAUAAACAAUAG